AUGGCGAAUGUCGCGUUGAUCGGAUGCACAGGCAUGGUGGGAUCCCACAUCCUCACCAGCCUGCUGUCCAACUCGAGUAUCAGUCGAGUUGACACAAUCUCCCGUCGAACCCCUCAAGUUGCCGGCGGCGCCCCGCAAUCCAAGCUCACCACUUUCGUAUCCGACAAAACCGAAAGCUGGGCCGGACAGCUUUCAUCGCUCACGCCCACCCCGGAAAUCUUCAUCUCCGCCUUCGCCACGACCAGGGCUAAUGCGGGCGGAUUCGAGAAUCAGUAUAAGAUCGAGCAUGGCUUGAAUGUUGAACUGGCGCGUGCCGCGCGCGACGCUGGCGUCAAGGUCUACGUGUUGAUCUCCAGCGCGAACGCGAACAAGGCUUCUUCAAUUCCCUACACGCGCAUGAAGGGUGAGAUCGAAGAGGAUGUGAAGGCGCUCGGAUUUGAUCGCACUGUGAUUGUGCGCCCUGGUUUGAUUACCGGUACGCGGGAGGAGAGUCGCCCGUUGGAGGCGUCUAUUCGUUUCAUUGCUGGGUGGGCUGGAAAGCUGCACUCGGGAUUGAAGGAUGGCUGGGCGCAGGACUCGGAUGUUAUCGCUCGGGCCGCGGUUAAUGCUGGUCUGAAGGCACUUGAGGGGGAUGUUCCUGCUGGCAGUGAGAAGGUGUGGAAUCUUGACGGCAGUCAGAUCAUUGCGCUUGGAAAGGAGUCUACUACCGCGUCUUAG
Messenger RNA from Penicillium cataractarum, 717 nucleotides. RefSeq lists its product as uncharacterized. The transcript has 2 exons. Bases 1 to 717 code for a protein of 238 amino acids. Lineage: Eukaryota; Fungi; Ascomycota; Eurotiomycetes; Eurotiales; Aspergillaceae. Gene Ontology annotation, biological process: import into nucleus. Gene Ontology annotation, cellular component: cytoplasm. The record is from RefSeq and is a predicted model, not a curated record.